Cryptomeria japonica (Japanese cedar) is the source of this 1259-nucleotide messenger RNA. RefSeq names its product transcription factor MYB8. Bases 77 to 1054 code for a protein of 325 amino acids. The record is from RefSeq and is a predicted model, not a curated record. NCBI's taxonomy places the organism in Eukaryota, Viridiplantae, Streptophyta, Pinopsida, Cupressales, Cupressaceae. The transcript is spliced from 3 exons.
UAAUAGGUUUGAAGACAAUUGAAUUUGUCGAACAAGGCAAGGAUUUCUCUCCUUUGGAUACAAUCAAUUAUAUAUAAUGGGUAGAGCUCCUUGCUGUUCAAAAGAUGCAGACCUCAAUCGUGGGGCCUGGACUGCUGAGGAAGAUAUGAUCUUGAGUGAAUACAUAGCAAUUCAUGGCGAUGGUGGAUGGAGAUCUCUCCCACAAAAAGCAGGUCUGAAGAGAUGUGGGAAAAGUUGUAGAUUGCGUUGGUUGAACUAUCUGCGUCCAAACAUUAAGCGGGGAAACAUUUCGCCAGACGAAGAGGAGCUCAUCAUCAGAAUGCAUAAACUCCUUGGCAAUAGAUGGUCUCUCAUUGCUGGACGACUGCCUGGUCGAACAGACAACGAAAUCAAGAAUCACUGGAAUACCCGUUUGUUCAGGAAGAUCGAACACAGAGAAUCCAGAGCUCCCAAAGAGCAAAAGUUGAGUAGAAAAGCCAAGUCUCCAUCUCAUGGUAAAGAAAAUGAUCAUGUUUUCAAAAUUGUUCCUGUGAGAACAACUGUAUCAAGAAUAGAUAAACUCUGCAAAAAAGCUCUGGACAAUAGUACUUCAGAUCAUAACAUCAAAUUGCAGAGUAGUUGUACAAAAAAUUCAAAGGACUCCAAGUCAUGGUGCGAGUUAUGGGCAGAUGAGUUAAUGACAGACACUGACUUGGAGUUGGUGGACAUUAAUUUGGAUGAGAAUAUUGCUCAGACAAUUUCAGAUACCCAAUUUCCACAUUCUCAGCACCGUGCAGAAAAUGAAUUUAAUACACUCAAUACCUCAUCAAAUUUCAACGAGAUUCCUUCUCCUCCAUGUACUCCAUUCUCCUCUCUGAGUGCCUUCUCAAAAUAUUUCAGAAUAGAAGAGUUAGAAUCAAGGCCAAGUAAUGAUUUAGAGCAAAUAGAUUGUCUACAGAGUGGUCCUGAAAAGUUAGAAACAUUUAAAAGCUGCAGAGAGCAAGUAAUGGAGGACAUAUUGAAUGAUAUUGAUCAGGAUGAUUGGGUAAAGGAGUUACUUGACUGUCAGUUAUGAUGUUGAUUGGGUAGUGGAGUUACUAGACUGUCAGAUAUGAAGCCCAAAGUUGGGCAGCCAUGAAUUAGAGUUAUGAUCAGAUUCAAUCUGUUCUGAUAAACUUUUUCAAGGUGUAUACAUGUCUGUCCAUGUCAAUUCAAUAGAAAAUGUAUAUGAUUCCAUGCAUUUCUGCUCUAAUAUUGAGAAGGCCUUUCUUCGUUUGAAA